Sinocyclocheilus rhinocerous is the source of this 2169-nucleotide messenger RNA. RefSeq names its product adhesion G protein-coupled receptor L4-like. Gene Ontology annotation, molecular function: G protein-coupled receptor activity. Lineage: Eukaryota; Metazoa; Chordata; Actinopteri; Cypriniformes; Cyprinidae. Gene Ontology annotation, biological process: adenylate cyclase-activating G protein-coupled receptor signaling pathway; cell surface receptor signaling pathway. The coding region runs from base 1 to 2169 and encodes 722 amino acids. The record is from RefSeq and is a predicted model, not a curated record. The transcript has 16 exons. Gene Ontology annotation, cellular component: plasma membrane.
AUGUCUGAUGUCUGGGGUGCCAGUGCUGAUUGUGCGGAUGUUGGAUGUGAAUUUUCCCAGUCUCACAAGCUGCUGCCUGUCUCUAAUCUGUCUGACCCCUGUUACAACUACACUGUUCUGGAUGAUCCAUGGAGAGCCACCAAUAAUACAUAUGCUUCAGUCAGAAAUUGUGACAGGUCUGUCACCUGGAGCAGCUGGUAUCGUCUCUUCAUUAACAACAUGAGCGCUCACAUCCCAGACACGUGUGUUGCUCAGUAUAGCUGUGGCACUGCUGCCCCACUGUGGAUUCGUGGUGGACACCCAACAGUUGAAGAUGGAGUCGUCACUCGAGAUGUCUGCGGUCACUGGAUCAAUUACUGCUGCUUUUUUGGGUCUUUUCCCAUUAAAGUCAAAGCCUGUCCAGGCAAUUAUUAUGUCUAUGAGCUGGUUAGACCAACUUUCUGCUAUUCAGCAUACUGUGCAGCUGUUACUAACAUCAGCAGCACUCAUACAACAGUCACACCAGAGACGAGCCCAGCUGCUGUUACUAACAUCAGCAGCACUCAUACAACAGUCACACCAGAGACGAGCCCAGCUGUUUAUUCUUCCAUUGACCCCUGCUCCAACUACACUGUGCUGGACGAUCCAUGGAGAGCCAACAGCAGUCGCCUAUCAAGCUCCUACAAGUGUGACAGUGAUCUCACCUCGAGCAGCUGGUAUCGUCUCUUCAUUAACAACAUGAGCGCUCACAUCCCAGACACGUGUGUUGCUCAGUAUAGCUGUGGCACUGCUGCCCCACUGUGGAUUCGUGGUGGACACCCAACAGUUGAAGAUGGAGUCGUCACUCGAGAUGUCUGCGGUCACUGGCACAAUUACUGCUGCUUUUUCUGGUCUUUUCCCAUUAAAGUCAAAGCCUGUCCAGGCAAUUAUUAUGUCUAUGAGCUGGUUAGACCAACUUUCUGCUAUUCAGCAUACUGUGCAGCUGUUACUAACAUCAGCAGCACUCAUACAACAGUCACACCAGAGACGAGCCCAGCUGCUGUUACUAACAUCAGCAGCACUCAUACAACAGUCACACCAGAGACGAGCCCAGCUGGUAUAAAUAUAACACUGCCAGAAGAAUGCACCAGUCAGACCCCUGGAGGAUGUCUUCAAAAUCUUCUUGAGCAGCUCGAGAACAUCACAGCUCAAGUGCUUCCUUUAAAUACUGUGACAAACAUUCUGAAUACGGUCUUCAACGCUUCAGAGAAGAUUGUAGAGUCAUCAUCAUCAGCAAGCCCAGCUGAACUAGCCUCCUAUGGAAACCGUGUGUUAAAAGCCAGUGAGAAACUCAGUUCUGCAUUAGUGAAGCCGACAGACACAAAUGACAGUGUCAGUUUUACUCUUGCUGCUGUAGAGGGUCAAGUCUUCAUGGUUGGACCACAGGUCACCUUCGAUAAAAUCCCUCGACUUGACACGACAAAUUCUUCUGUGGACAUCGAUCUCAUUGGGAUCGCCAGGAACAACAAUGGAAGAUCAGCUGCAGUGGCUUUCAUGAGCUACAACACGAUGGAGAAUCUACUGAAGCCAGACUUCUUCAACACAUCAAACACGAUUAAAACCAUGAUGUCCACUGUGAUCUCAGCUACUCUUCCCAAAACCACCAACACUAAACUCACCAAACCAGUCAACUUCACCCUGAAACACAUCAGAGAGUUUGAUCCCAGUGGUUCUCUGUCCUGUGUGUACUGGAAUAGCGACGAGUGGAUUGUAGAUGGUUGUUCUGUUUUAAAGACCAGCAGCAGCUACACUGUGUGUUCCUGUGAUCAUCUGUCGACAUUCGCUCUCAUCAUGCAAACCAGCCGCCCACCAGAGAGCGACCCACUGCUGGAGCUGUUGAAUUUGGUGUGUGUGAUCGUGGGGCUGGUGUUCUUCAGUUUGACCCUGUUGGUGAUCGUGGGGCUGGUGUUCUUCAGUUUGGCCCUGUUGACCUUUGCCCUUUGUCAGUGGAGUCCUGGAGUGAGUAAUGUGGCUCGAAUCAACAUCUGCAUCAGUCUUCUGCUGGCUCACCUUCUGUUCCUGCUCACACAGCGGUUCCUGAGCUUCAUACGGCGACAGCACGUGUUGUGUGCCGUGAUCUCAGGCCUUCUGCACUUCCUCUUUCUCUCCGGCUUUGUGUGGAUGUUCAUUGAAGCUAUUAGAAGGAAAUAA